Molecule: messenger RNA, 4487 nt
Organism: Mugil cephalus (flathead mullet)
Lineage: Eukaryota; Metazoa; Chordata; Actinopteri; Mugiliformes; Mugilidae
Gene: sytl2a
Product: synaptotagmin-like 2a
Exons: 19
Coding region: 416-4159 (1247 amino acids)
Biological process (GO): exocytosis; intracellular protein transport
Cellular component (GO): exocytic vesicle; plasma membrane
Molecular function (GO): neurexin family protein binding; small GTPase binding
Source: RefSeq, a predicted model, not a curated record
UACUUGCCGGAGCAGAUCGCCCAGCCGCUCUCUCCUGCCUCUGUGACUCUGCAGCUCCUCCCUAAUGCACCAGGCUUGUGUUCCAGCUGUAGUUACUUUCCACUCGGCUUGGAACCACAGCAAGAGUGUCUCACACAGACAGACGAGGAAGUAAGAUUUCGAGUUUAACGAGCUGAAUUCGGAAAGACUGGAAUUUUAUCUGCUACGCGGUGGCAACCAGUGAAGAAAAGGCCAAGAAAAGGAAAGCAUGACCAAGAAGAACGACCAAAAGAGCUGUCUCGGCAUAUUUUUAUUUCUUUUUUAAUAUAUACCAUAGAUAUAUUUGUGUAAAUCAGUGCGAGAAGAACUCUAUAAAGUGGUAGUCAUGUUCAGCGACUAGACACAACCUCAGGUUCAGCAAAGGUCAGAAGUCACCAUGAUCGACUUGAGUUUCCUGACCGAGGAGGAGAAGGAUACUAUCCUGGCUGUGUUGAAUAGAGAUGCCGAGCUGAAGAAGGCUGAAGAGCACCGUGUAGAGAACCUGCAGAAAACGGUGAGCAAUAAAAGCCGGCUGAAGUACCUGACCGGAGAAUGGUUUUACGAGACCAAGCAGCGUCGCCAUCAGGAUCGCAUCCAUGGCUCCGACCUCAUCCGGGCCUCCAUGAGACACACCAAUAAACCGCUGACUAUAUUGGAGCUUUCCCAGAUAUUGCCUGAGAGGUCCAGUUUUGUCUGCAGCGCAAAUAAAGAUGUGUUUGUCCCACCUGUGCUCUGUGGACUCAUUCAGGAGCCUUCCGCACAGUUCACCGGUGAUGGGUAUCUGAACCAGAACCCUUAUGAAAUCCAACAAGAUACUCCAAAACCAGUUCUACAGUCACCUACAAAGCAGAGAAAAAACCCAUUCAACAAUGAGCUUGUUUUUGAAGAAAAUCUUUUAUUGGAUGGAGCAACGGCUCAAACCCAGAUGGCAAAAGCGGAUGUCCCUGAUCACCGCCAUUUAAAGACACUGAGCCCUGCAGUGCUGAGCUUUGCUUCUACUCAGCAGAACACAUGUAAACCCUUUCACCAUAUAGAACCUGAAGACGAGCAAGACUUUCAGAUAAAGUCCAUUGACAGGUCAACUGGGCACAACACUCAUCUUAAAGCCACCUUAGUUACUCAGCCGUCACCUGAUGGUAGCUCAAAUAUUAUAGCCCAUGCUGUUUCACCAAAACCUGAUCAGAGACUGCUUGAGAGAGAGAAAAAUGCUCAGGCGCAGAGUUCACAAAAAGACCCACAAAAUGUACCUGAGCAGAAAGACAAAGCUACAAGUGAUGACGACAUAACAUUACAACUCCCAGGGCUGCACAACACUCAGGUCAAAGACACAGAAAGCUCAUCUGCAGAUAAUCAGCAGAAGGCAACAAAAGGCAGAACUGCUCAUUCUUCAGAAAGACUAUCCACCCUGAGAUCCUUCUGGGAGAGAGAAAACAGCAGAAAAUACAUAUAUAGCAUAGAAGAGGAAAAGCCUGAAGAUAUCGCCAAGACAGAAGUUUUGCAUGAUGCUGUGACUAAGCUUGAUGUGAAGACCUUAAACCACAGUCUUUUACCACAUACAGAAAGGGUAAUGACAGAGCAGCAUAGUGGUAGUAGCUCCCACGGAAAUCCUUUCUUACCACCAACUGGUUGCGACCUUGUAGUAGAUUUGUCCAAAGACGAUGGCACAUAUAGAGCUAAUCCAGUCCUUAUCUACGAUGAGACAGAAGAUGUUCUGACGUGUUCAGUUACAAAGUUCCAUAGUUCAGAGCCACAGGAAAACUUGUUAUCUCGUGCACCUCCCUCUGGUGCUAUUAUUGGUGCCAAAAAACAAGAGGAACAUAUCCCGAGUCCCUUUCCCAGGCAGUCCAGUUCUACUGAUCAAGAACCCCAGGCAACCAAGGAAACAUCAAGCAGCCCAGUCCCUGACCUGAAUCCUUUCACAAAUAACAGAGAGACGACUGCGGGAGAGGCACAAACAUCUCCCUACAGAGCCAGUACGAAUGAAACAGUGACAGACAAGGCCUUUGUCAGUCAGGUUCUAGACCGGGCACAUCUGAGGGACUCUGAUAGUCCUUCAGAUGAACAGAUGAUGAGUCUUCAGUACCAAGUCAAAGCUGCUACUGAGUCUCAAGAAAGAUCCAUUAGUCCAAGUAGAUCUCAGCCUCCAAGAUCAAAAGAAGAGGACGACAAAGCCAGGAGAAGUCCAUCUAAGACCUGCCAUCCCAAAGCCCUGCCUCGAGAAUCCUCCGGUGCUAAAGCAUCAGUGCUGGAAGGCUCCCCCUUGAAAACCUUUCAAAUAGACAUCAGCCCUGAAACUAAACUCACCAAAGAGCAACAAGGGAAACCAACACCGGUGCCAAGACAAAGAACAAGUCCCUCGCAUGCAGCAAAGCAGACGGUGGUCACGGACACUAGCCCUGGUACAGACUUAACCUCUUCUCCUCCACCUCUGCAUUCAGAGGACAGAGUGACUAAUUUUAGUCAAGUAACUGCCCAACAGAGUAAUACAACUCCACCAACGUCUCCACAGUCCAAAAAACCUUCAGACAAAGAGUUGGGGACUCAACUCGCAAGAGCAGUCAUCCCUCAGGAUCAGCAGCACUAUCUUGGGCCCCAGGAGAGGGCCCACAUUCCUGAUUUUCACCAAGAAAGGGCUGACAAUGCAGAGAAAGAGAGACAGCAAAGUCUCUCCGAAGACUUUGUAGAAAACCAGAGUGACAAUCCCACUGAGAGGAACCCUCCUAGAAUUGCUUCUCGGAUUAUGGAAAGCAAAGACGAAAACGCCAGUGGAGAUGCAACAACCAAGGCUUGGUCUUUUUCUCGGACAAGUUCAGGCAGUUAUGGUGAGGGUUCACAUCCUGUGAUGUCGGCUCUGAGACGAUUAUCUUCAAGGGGCAUGUCAUCAUCCAAGAGUCAUGAAAAUCUCACCUCAGAGACAAGAGAACAGAGGAUCCUAAGUAACUCAAAGGAACUGUUUUCAAGUGUGAAUGAUGUUUCUUCACUAUCGCCCUCGGCCUCUACUGCCAUGCAUAUGAAAGCGUGUGCGUCUGUGCCAGUCCUUCAGCAGGAUGAGACAGACAGUGACGGCAUCUUUGAGACUAACUUGGGAUCUAGAAGAAACACCAGCAGUUCCAUGUCUAACCUAAGUAUAUCCUCAGGAAUGGCCUCUAUGUCGUCUAUCAGCGGCAGCAUGAGCAGCAUUUACCCCGCCGACUUUGGUGCCAUUGACGUCCAGGGAAGCAUUCAGUUCGCUGCGAACUACAUCCAGAAGCUCGGAGAGUUUCACAUGUUUGUGGUGCUCUGCAGGGACCUGGCGGUGGCCGACACCAAGAAAAACCGCUCUGACCCGUAUGUGAAAUGCUAUCUUCUUCCCGACAAAACAAAGUUGGGAAAGAGAAAGACCAAAGUGAAAAAGAAGACGUUAAACCCCAUCUACAACGAAAUGAUCGGGUAUAAAAUUGAUAUAGAGACGUUGAAAAGUCAAAUUUUGAACGUCUCUGUUUGGCACAAUGAUACUUUUGGGCGGAACGUCUUCCUGGGUGAGGUGAACCUGAAUUUUGCCGAGUGGGAUUUCAGCAACACGCAGAUAAACGAAUAUACAUUAAAAGCCAGGGCCCCAUCACAAAACCCACCCCUGUGUCUGAUGGACGUCAGAGGACAGAUGAGAGUCGCCUUGAGAUUCCUGCCACAAACAUCCCACAGUAAGAAAACAUCGAGGACGGCGACUGGUGAGGUGCAGAUUUGGGUGAAAGACUGCAAGAACCUUCCUCCAGUCAGAGGAAUCAUUAUUGACCCGUUUGUGAAGUGCACUGUACUUCCUGACGUUAGUCGGAAAAGCAGACAGAAGACACGGGUGGUGAAGAGGACCGCCAACCCCAUGUUCAACCACACCAUGGUUUACGACGGCUUCCGGGCUGAGGACCUCAGAGAGGCCUGUGUGGAGAUCACAGUGUGGGAUCACGAUCGACUAAAAAACCACUACAUCGGCGGUCUGAGGCUCGGACUAGGGACUGGGAAGAGUUACGGCGUGGAAGUGGACUGGAUGGAUUCAACGUCAGAUGAAGUCUAUCUGUGGCAGAGGAUGCUACAGUCCGAUGGAGAAUGGGUGGAGGACGUUUUGCCCCUGAGAGUGUAUGUGAUGGCAAAGAACAUGCCACAGUGAAAUCGGGCAGAUUUUGUGGUACUUGGAUGGAGCAGCCGCAAUGAACCAUGUUUAUAGCUUUGUGUAGCAGAUGAUUCUUUUAUUUGUAUGGUCAAACUGCACAUUCAGUCAGCCAUCUCUUAUUAUAUAAAAUGAUUACAGUACAAUCUAAAUGAGAAAAUAUAAAUAUUGAAUUGAUUUGAGACCUAAUGAUUUGUAUAUUGUAUAAUGUGAUUAGACGUCUAUCUUCAAGGAACAGGAUGUUUAUGUGACACAGUACCAGGUCUUAUCUCAGUAAACCAGACUAUGUGGAUACACAUUAACUAUUAAACAUCUCUGUGAUCCUCUA